AUGGUUGGCCCCAAUAGUUUUAAGAAACAGAACAGCGGUAAGCGCACAUAUGGUAGUUGUCGAAGACAGGAACUUGGUAGUGGAUUGCUAGUAGGUGAUAUUUUGCCAGAUAUUGUUACAUUUGUCGAUGAGGCACUCUUCCAGAGCUACUGUGAUCAUGAACUGCCCGUCUACAAUACUGCCAAGGAUGGUUCAGAAAGUUACCAGUAUUUGAAGAUUGUUACAGAGGAUUGGAACAGAUAUCUGACGCGUAAGGGUGUUUACGAUAGGUCUUUUUCAUAUGGCGUAUAUCCAGUGGUUCUAUCAUUUACUGCCAAUUUUGUUAUAACUGUUUCCCUUACUUUACUGAUCUUUCUAAAUAUCUGUGACAGACGUUACAAAUAUACUUCCAGAUUGCUUAAGAUGGGGGCCAUGAUUAGCUCUAUCAAUAUUCUCAUCUUUGUUACAAGGGCAUUGAAGAAGCUAAAAAUUGAGCACGACAUGUACGGCAUAGCAACUGCAGGAUCUAUUAUGUCACUUUACACUUCUGAUCUGACAUUCUCUAUCCUUGAUUUGAUAUCUGUUUUUAUGAUCCAACUAUGUCAGGUAAUGAUUUUGAACCGAUUAUUUCCUCGAAAUUUAGAAAAACGGAUUUGCAUCUUUCUGGGGGUUCCAUUGGUGGUAGUUUCUAACGUGUUAUGGGCGAUUCCAAGAUUUGACAGCGGCAUGCAAAACUCUCCAAGACAUUGGGGUACUUUACCGCCCUUUGUUUACUUAUUUCGAAUUGCACUCAGUACAUCCUAUGCAUGUACAAUUACCUCCUAUUCAUUCAUUAAAAGACGGUUCUGUAUUCAUUCAUUCCAAAUGGGGAUAUUAUCGUUAUUGGCUGUUCUAGUUGUUCUUUUACAGCCUGUACUUUUCAUUACAGAUGUAUCCGAUGCGUGGCUUUGGGGAGUUGGUGAAUUGUUCACCACUACUUGUUAUGUGGGGUCUGCAUUCAUAGUCUGGGAAUGGUUAGAAAGGUUAAAUACUCUGGAGAGAAAUGAACAAGCUCAAAGCGUUUUAGGUAGACCUUUUUAUGAGGAUGAACAACAAGAAUAUCGAAUUGCUAGGUACGCAUUAGAAGUCCAAUGGGCUUUAGGAGAGGAUUACGAUGAAGAUGGUGAGGAAUUUAGUAAAAUACCGUCUUUCAUUCAAGAUACUCCGUCAUCGCUUUAUGCUACCAAUAGUAAAAACACGACUAUAAUUGGGAGAGAAGGACUUGAUCAAGUUAGAUUUAAUCAGCAACCUGCGAUGAAAGAAAUUCUGAGACAAAAGUUGAUUACAUCUUACAUAACUUUGAUGCGUCCGAUAAGACAAGCCAGGCGUUGGGGUCUUAAAAUGUUGAACUUUACAUCUAAGGAGAAGGGGGAAAACGCUGAGCGUGAAGGAGUCGUCAGGAAAAGAAUUGGAUUGGACAGGCGUGAUGAAGUGUACGUUUAUACUACGAAGGAUAUUGUAUUUGAAUCAGACGGAGAAUAG
Zygosaccharomyces rouxii is the source of this 1500-nucleotide messenger RNA. It is a transcript of the gene RIM21, whose product is annotated as Rim21p. The transcript has a single exon. Gene Ontology annotation, biological process: cellular response to pH. Gene Ontology annotation, cellular component: plasma membrane. Bases 1 to 1500 code for a protein of 499 amino acids. NCBI's taxonomy places the organism in Eukaryota, Fungi, Ascomycota, Saccharomycetes, Saccharomycetales, Saccharomycetaceae. The record is from RefSeq and is a predicted model, not a curated record.